UCUGCGUGGACGUCGAUUGUUGUGCGGGCGUACAUAUCCCAUGUGACACGGAAUCGUUGAGGAUUUACUCACACACGAUCCCACGUGUGCCCCGUGAAAGUGGGUUGUUUGGAAUUUGGUCGUGCGGUUGUCCAUCCUGAAGGGAUGCGGUGGCAGCAUGGCUUGCUGCUCCUGCUCCUGCUCUCAGGGGUGGCCCAUUGUCAGGUCUUCUCAUCGGUGACCCACAUGAGUCAGAUGGUCUCACUGGAGAGGAGGCUCGUGUUCAGAUUGGGAAACUUCCUCAAUCGAAUGGAACACAAGCUCAACUACUUACGAAGCUUCUUGAGCGAUUACUACCAAGCGACAGCACCCGACAACCAACUGGGCUCCUCGGAUGAGUCCUUCACCAAUAACCCCACUGCUAGUCCUAUUGACGCUUAUGCCACGAUCAAGAGGCUCACGGUCGACUGGAACGACAUAGCCGACCAGUUUAGGGAGCCCGACUGGAUCGAAGUCGAACGUGUUGUAAUGGAGACGAACGAGUCCUUCCCGAGUCAGAGCGACCUGGUAGAUGCCGGUGAAGCCCUCAUCAGGCUGCAGCAAACGUACCGUCUCAAUCUCACAGAGAUGGUGCGAGGGAACAUCUUGGGUCACAGGUCAUCUGCUCAUCUUUCAGCUCGCGACUGCCUUUACUUCGGUCAGCUGCUUUACAGCCAGGCUGACUACGCAAACGCAGCCAAAUGGCUCCAAGAGUCUCUGGACAGGCUCCAAGUGGAGCCAGAACCUUCUAUGCCGCGAAGAACCGUGCAGGCCUACUUGGACAACGCCCGAAGCAUGCUGGACGAAGAGGAAGGUCGAAGCAGAGGUCAUGCCAACAAUGUCUUACCGAAUCAAGUAAAGCCCUCUCCUCACACGCAUGCUUACAUGGAUCCCUACUACGCUCUUUGCCGUGGAGAGAAGCUAGCGACACCGCUCCAGGAAGCCAAGCUGUACUGUGCGUUCCACGCGCCCCACCCUUACUACGUCAUAGGUCCAGUCAAAAUGGAGGUCCUCAGCAUUCGACCCUAUAUUGCACAGUUCUACGACGUCAUCUCGCAGGAAGAGAUCGAUGCCAUAAGAAGCAUUGGAGAUCCUAUGCUGGACCGCGCCACGGUCAGGGACAUCGGACAGAACUUGGUGUCGACGGGUCGCGUAAGUCAAGUCGCUUGGAUUACACCGGACACGAGUGACCUCGUGGAGCGUGUGAACAGGAGGGUGUCACUUCUAACAGGGUUGUCUACGAAUUACGAUACGGGAGACUCGGAAAUCAUACAGUACAACUCAUACGGCCCUGGAGGUCAUUAUGAGCCGCAUCGGGACAUGCUCUUUGAUGAAUUCACCGAAGAAGAGAAGCAAAAUAUGGAAGAGACGGACAAGAAAUCUGGAGAUAGGAUAGCGACUUUUAUGUUCUACCUGACAGACGUAACCCUCGGAGGCUCGACGGUCUUUCCGUAUGCCAAGGCCGCUGUCUCCCCGAAGAAGGGUUCCGCCGCCUUCUGGUACAAUAUCCUUGAAGACGGCAGCUACGACGGCCGUACUCUUCACGGUGCCUGCUCCGUUCUACACGGCACGAAACACGUGGCCAACCUAUGGAUUCGGACCAACGGGCAGAUGUUUCGGCGGCCGUGUCCAGCCGUGAGCACGAAGGUCCAAUAGAGGAUCGGCAACAAGUUCCCAACACCUGUGAUAUAUUCGUGUCGUUCUCUGUGUGCGUAAGGUAUCCUAAACUGACUGAUGCGCGAAACUUCUCUAGAAAGGACGUGCAUGGCUCCUCUGUGACAACGCCACACGUGUUUGGAAAAAGGUUGAUGAUAACGUCUGGUCUGAGAUGGAAACGUAUAUUGCGCUGUUUACAUGUUCCAACACAUCCGUUUUUGGUAGACUCGAUGUUUCCGUGCCUGGUUCCAAUAAGUAGUGUUCCUGAAGUCCCUCGUUUUUUUUUUUUUUUCGCUUUCUUCGUUUAAGCGUCUACGGAAGAGCUUUAGCUAAUCGGGGGAACAGUUGCGGAGAUAUGAUCUUUCUCGCGAAAACAAAAAUAACGUGGGGCCGGCCUCAGCCCAAGUUUCCAAGACCUUUCGGGUGCAGCCUCUUACCCUGAAGUUUAUCCUUUUGCCCCCUUUCCCAACAGGAACACAUCCCGUAGGUCUCAUAUAUCGCCCCAGGGUGCGAAUGUUGGUUUGAAGACUUCCACAUUUGCACCCCUGACUGUAUAGUGUCCACAUUAUUUUAUAUUUUGUCUUCUUUAGUUGUUUCUCCUUUUCUCUCUCUCUCUCUCCUUGUAUUAUUAUUUUUUGUUUACGAGGCGCUAAAAAAUUGUGACCCCUUCGGCUUUGUGGAGCCUGUUUGAACAAACAUGUUGAAAUAAAUGAUGGAAAACUGA
Ornithodoros turicata is the source of this 2398-nucleotide messenger RNA. Its product is annotated as prolyl 4-hydroxylase subunit alpha-2-like. Gene Ontology annotation, cellular component: endoplasmic reticulum. Bases 145 to 1674 code for a protein of 509 amino acids. The transcript is spliced from 14 exons. Gene Ontology annotation, biological process: peptidyl-proline hydroxylation to 4-hydroxy-L-proline. Gene Ontology annotation, molecular function: protein binding; procollagen-proline 4-dioxygenase activity; iron ion binding. Lineage: Eukaryota; Metazoa; Arthropoda; Arachnida; Ixodida; Argasidae. The record is from RefSeq and is a predicted model, not a curated record.